AUGGCUUCUGAGUCGCUGGCUACAGAAGUGGUAACAAAACGAGCCCAGAAGGAGUGGUCUUUGCCGACUAACUCAGUCCCAACUCCACAGUUGCAUCUGUAUAACAGUCUGACGAGAAGAAAGGAUUUAUUCGUUCCUAACAAUGGAAACACUGUUAAAUGGUACAUCUGUGGACCAACAGUUUAUGAUAGCUCACAUAUGGGUCAUGCGAGGGCGUAUCUAUCGAUGGACAUUCUGAGACGAGUCAUGACUUCUUAUUUUGGAUAUGAUGUCCAGUUCGUAAUGAAUAUCACCGACAUUGACGACAAAAUUAUUAAGAGAGCACGUCAACGGCACUUGCUAACGAAAUAUCUUGAGAGAUCCAAAGAACCUCCUUCUGUUGGAAAAAUUGUCCAGGACAUAGUUUCCGCUUUGGAGUUUUUCAGGAAAAAAUUUGAAAAUGAGACCGAUCCAGACAAGAAGAAGAUGUAUGAGUCUAUGAUCGCAAGAGUGGACGCUUCUGCUCAACAUCUUGAGAAGUCUUUGGAAGCUAACGAUAAAGAAAAUAUUGAAGGCGCUAAGGGAACUCUUCUGAAUGAAGCUAGGGACAUUCUUUCGGAUUGGCUGGAUGCUCGAUUUGGAAGUGUAGUAAAUGACCAUUCUGUAUUCCAGACUCUCGCGAAAACAUAUGAGAGCGAAUUUCUAUCAGACAUGGCACGCCUGAAUGUUCUCCCAGCUGAUAUUGUAACUAGGGUCUCGGAAUAUGUUCCCGAAAUCGUUGCAUAUGUGGAGAAAAUUAUAAAAAACGGAUAUGCUUAUCCUACAGCUGAUGGAUCAGUGUAUUUUGACACGAAAGCUUUCGAAAGUAAUCCCAAACAUUUCUAUGCAAAGCUAGUGCCAGAAGCGUACGGUGAUGCAGAGUCUUUGGAGAAGAACAUGCGCGAAGGAGAAGGAGAGCUCAGCAUGGGUGAAGAUAAACUUCAGCAAAAACGUAACCCCUCUGACUUCGCCCUCUGGAAAUCCUCGAAGGAUGGAGAGCCGUUCUGGGAUAGUCCUUGGGGAAAAGGCCGUCCUGGAUGGCAUAUAGAAUGCUCUGUUAUGUCGACAGCAGUUUGCGGUCCAAAGCUUGAUAUUCAUGCAGGAGGUUUUGACCUCAAAUUCCCUCAUCAUGACAACGAAAUCGCACAGGUGGAAGCUUAUUAUGAUGACCCACAUUGGGUAAACUAUUUCAUUCACUGUGGCACUCUUCGGAUAGCAGGAAUGAAAAUGAGUAAAUCGCUCAAGAACUUUAUUACUAUACGGGAGGCUCUGCGACAGUACUCUGCACGACAACUUCGUCUGCUCUUUCUCAUGCACAACUGGACGGAUGUUCUCGACUACAGUGCAUCUACAAUGGAGCGUGCUAUGCAGUUUGAGAAGAUUUCCAACGAGUUUUUCCUGCUAGUCAAGGAUAUCCUGAGGAAACACUACAAACCAGAUUGUCCUCAGGGUUACCUUAAGUAUCACAAUCGUGAACUUCAAAUAUUAGAAGACUUCUCCAGAAUUAAAGCGGAAAUCCAUGAAGCGCUAUGCGAUUCUGUGGACACGAGAACGGUGAUUGAAAAGCUUCGAGAACUUAUCGGUUUAGGGAAUUCUUAUAUUGUUGAAAAGGAAAAAGAAGGUGUUGUUCCUAACUGCUUACUUCUUCGGAAUAUUGCCCUGUUUAUAACAGACCUUUUUGCUGUAUUUGGAGUGAUUCCUAAAUCCGGUGAAAUUGGUUUUCCAAUGGAAAGUGCGUCUGGUGUUGGUACUGAAGACAUACUGAUGCCUUACCUCAAUGCACUCGCUAGCUUCCGAGAGAAUGUGCGAAAUAUUGCGAAGGACAACAAAAUAACUGCAAUUCUGGAGGAGUGCGACCGUCUACGAGAUGACGUACUUCCGGAACUAGGCGUGCGACUAGAGGAUCGAACGCAAGAAACAGUGGUAAAGCUCUGUGACAAGGAAAUUCUCCUACGAGAACGGGAGCAAAAGCGAGCCAUUGAGGAAGCUAGGCGCUUGGAGAAAGAACGUAAAGCAGCUGAAAAGGCAGAAAAAGCAGCAGCGAAGAAGAUUCCUCCACAAGAAAUGUUCUGUCGUGGAGAUGAAGCCAAAAAGUACAGCAAAUGGGACGAGAAUGGAAUUCCAACACACACCGCAGAUGGUGAAGAGGUUUCUAAAAAACAGAGGAAGAAAUUGGAAAAGAUGUGGGAGACGCAACAAAAGAAUUACCAACAGGCUACAGCUGUAGAUGGUUAA
This is a messenger RNA of Necator americanus (New World hookworm), 2253 nucleotides long. RefSeq lists its product as uncharacterized. The transcript has 20 exons. Gene Ontology annotation, cellular component: cytoplasm. Bases 1 to 2253 code for a protein of 750 amino acids. The record is from RefSeq and is a predicted model, not a curated record. Lineage: Eukaryota; Metazoa; Nematoda; Chromadorea; Rhabditida; Ancylostomatidae. Gene Ontology annotation, biological process: cysteinyl-tRNA aminoacylation. Gene Ontology annotation, molecular function: ATP binding; cysteine-tRNA ligase activity.